CUCUCUAUUAGCCUUCUGAGCCGCUAGCCAGCGCGCAUGGACAUAUAAGAUUGUGAAAGUUUUAUUUAAAUUGUGAUGAUGACGUCCAUUUGUAAAGAGGUUCUUUUUGGAAUAACGGAUAUCAGUGACACCAAAAGUUAAAUUUAGACGCCAAACCAAAUGUGUGAUCUGAGAUAUCAUAAAGUGAGUGUUACAGUGGAAAACUUGACAAAAUCGUACACUAUUGGAUACCAAAGGCAGUGAGAAGAGGUUCCUGGUUUACGUAAAAAAAACAUGAUGCUAUCUAAUGUCAUUAUUUGUGUCGAGUGAAAAGGAAGUAACCAUCAAAAGAAACGGCUGAAUCUUAUUUAUCUUGAUUAUCGAGGGGAUUGCGAACAGGUAUUAAAUACAGAAAAGAGAGACACCACCUUGUCGAUUUCUAUAAGAUAAGCCCUUGUGGUAUCCUCGCACUGAAAGAGAUGAAGACAAUGUGCUGAAGGCCGUGUAAUCAUAUCAUAGGGAUAUAUUUAUACCUGACUGGCAACAUGGGAAGUACUCAGUAUGAAAAAGUAGUGGCGGUUAUCUCGAAGAAACCCGAACUUCGACAGGACUUCGAGAUACAGGGUUUGCUACCAUGGCUGCGGAAGAAAUCCCAGUUAUUCUCGCAAUUGAAAACAGAUUACCUGAAAGAUAUAGUACGAAAUUGUGGAAUGGUUUCUUUCGACAAAGAAGAAAUGAUUAUCAAACAGGGAGAAAGAGGAGACUGUUUCUACAUCAUCCUUGACGGUAAGAUAUCUAUUUUUAUCCUGAACAAGGACAAAGAUGCCGAUGAUGAGGACAGAGCAAUGGACGAAAUUGGUAGCCGGACACCGGAGGGGAGACUGGACAGGAACAAGCUCGGCAAUUUUGUCACACAUCUAGGUUCCGGCGUUCCGUUUGGGGAGGUGGCGUUGAUGUCUGACGACUGUAUUCGUACAGCAUCCAUCAUUUCUGAAGAGAAAACUGACCUUCUAGUCGUGGACAGGGCGCUUUACAACAGAGCUGUUAAGAUUGUUCUAGCCAAAGAAUUUGAAGAAAAAGUUGAAUUUAUCAAAUCAAACCCCUUAUUUGCUAACUGGGCACCGCGAUACAGGAAACAAUUGACCAUGGCCAUGUACAAAGAGACAUUUCCUUAUGACAGUGUUCUGGUUAAGCAGGGGGAACCCGUCACAAACAUAUACUUUGUGAUUAGUGGUCAGGUAGAGCUCCAGAUUGAUCCAUCCCAUCACCAAGUGCAAUACCCGCGGAUUUUCAUGGAGGCCCAGGACGAAUCUGACAGGUUGAUACGGAAACACGAAAAGAUCCGCCCACCAACCGAAACACAGUAUUCCACGUUCGUGAAGAAGAAAGACGCCACCAAAUACUCCAAACUGUGUAUUUUAGGUAUCAACGAAAGUAUAGGUGAAGUGGAGGUGCUAUUGGAUCUACCGACUUAUACACAGACGGCCGUUUGCACCGAGAGGACAGACGUGCUUGUGCUAGAGAUGAAACAUUACGAACGUUUGUUUGUCCGUCGACACCCCCGUACGAUCGAGGCCAUGCGUCAAAUGUUUAAAGUGAAAUUAGAUACGCGGAUGAAUCUUCUUACAAACAAAGAGGAACUGCCAUUUUUAAACCUUUUAAAAGACAGGAUUGAUUCUUACAACAAUCCAAAACCUUCCGCAGAUAAAAAGAAAAAAGAACUGACUUCCGCUUCUGCUGCUGAAAAGGAGUUUUUGAAUCACAAAGGACCACUUAUAGAUAUAUAUGGUCCAGGGAGUGUGUUUUAUAUGAUCCGUAUCAGGGAAAAACACAAACAAAAGUACAAAGCUCACAAGGAACGUGGGAAUUUCAAGAAACCAAUCACAAAUGACAAUGGUCACCUGCACUCUGUCAGGGUACCACAUACACUUUUAAUGGCGGCACAAAUGUCAGGCGCAACAAGAGACUCCGAUGCCUUGAGUGAACGUUCGGAACAUACAACACGAAUUGUAUCUAGCAGGAUUCCUAGUGCACGCUCACUUCCGCAACGAAAUGCGCGGUCUUUUCGGCGGAUUCAGAGUGCCACUCGAGCGACAGAGUCCGAGGAAAAGCAACAAAAUGAUGAUAUUGAAAAGAACAAUGACCAGUACUACGAUGACGAAUUAGACUUGGCAAAGUCUCUACCUGACACUAGACAGGCCACGGUCAUGUUUCCGGACACUAAGGAAGACAUGGCUCUGACGUCAUUGGAAGAGAGAGUUCGGGAAUGGUUAGACAAGGGCAACACUUCACGUGGAUGUCCACAGGUGGCGCAGCUCAGACGACUUCCGAUGCAGAUAAGAAGAAGGAAUUUGACAAUGUUGAACUUGAGACGCAGCCCAAGCCAGGAAACAAAGUGAUAUUGAGGCGACGCAUGCGCUCAAGUGAUCCCCCGGAAAUAGAAAGAACUUUUCACGACGAGGAAACCACUAGAAAUUCCACAGAAUCUAUUGAACAUUUUAAGAUUUUAAUAACCUAAAUACCUUAAUAUAUAUGUAUAAAAACCAUGUACUGAUAUUGAGUCAAAGCGUUCCGCCUGUAAUGGUAAAGUACCCUUGUAUGUGUCUACAUUAUUUAUAAAUUGUUCGUGUUGAUGAAAGAUUAUAUUUAGGUUCCUGAAAUUAAUUUUAAUAAUUAACAUGUAUCUAUCGUUAUGCAUAUAAAUAGUUCAUGCUAUUUUUAUAUUUUGAAAAUUAAAUUUGAUAAAGGCGAAGUUCAUGUUCUUAAUCCGAUAUCAUAUUGACAAGACAACAGAUGAAAUGUUUUAACAGAAUCAACUUGUUAUGUACAGUUUAAACCUCAAACUCAAUUCAACAAAGGUAAAGCCAUUAUCUGUAUGUAUUCCAUAUAUAAACUAUACAAGCCUACGUAUAUAGAAUGGUGUACUGGUAUGAUAAGUCAGGCAGUACCAACCAGAUUAGUCAAUGCUUAACGUCCCAUAAUUCCUUUGUACUUGUCGCAUCAUUAAGGUCACUCAAUACAUAAUUGUAGAAUAUCA
Pecten maximus is the source of this 3016-nucleotide messenger RNA. RefSeq lists its product as uncharacterized. The transcript is spliced from 10 exons. Bases 525 to 2378 code for a protein of 617 amino acids. NCBI's taxonomy places the organism in Eukaryota, Metazoa, Mollusca, Bivalvia, Pectinida, Pectinidae. The record is from RefSeq and is a predicted model, not a curated record.